Messenger RNA from Choloepus didactylus (southern two-toed sloth), 363 nucleotides. Its product is annotated as coiled-coil-helix-coiled-coil-helix domain-containing protein 2-like. NCBI's taxonomy places the organism in Eukaryota, Metazoa, Chordata, Mammalia, Pilosa, Megalonychidae. Gene Ontology annotation, molecular function: sequence-specific DNA binding. The transcript has a single exon. Bases 1 to 363 code for a protein of 120 amino acids. Gene Ontology annotation, cellular component: nucleus; mitochondrion. Gene Ontology annotation, biological process: mitochondrion organization; positive regulation of transcription by RNA polymerase II. The record is from RefSeq and is a predicted model, not a curated record.
AUGGCACCCCUGGCCAGCUGGGCACCUCAGAUGAGAGCUACCCCCAGGCUAGUACCAGCAGCUCAGCUGCCAGCAACAGCUCCACCAUCUGCAGUUGGCUCACUUGCUGCUGCUCCCCGGCACCCAGGUCUGAUCACCCAGAUAGCAGUGGCAGUGGGCUCUGCUGUUGGGUGCAUGCUGGGUCAUGCCGUCAUUGGGAGUGUCAGUGGUGGGAGUGAUGCUGAGCCAUCAAGGCCUGAUUUCACUUACCAGGAGCCUCAGGGAGCCCAGCCCAUAUACCACCAGCAGCAGCAGCAGUUUGGCCUUUGCCGCUAUGAGCUGAAACAGUUUUUAGAGGGUGCCCAGAACCAGGGUGACCUUUAG